Durusdinium trenchii is the source of this 1029-nucleotide messenger RNA. NCBI's taxonomy places the organism in Eukaryota, Dinophyceae, Suessiales, Symbiodiniaceae. The record is from the annotation of a GenBank genome assembly.
AUGGGAGCUCUGGACCUUGACAAGCGAGAUGACCAAGGUAUGCCUCCAUUGUUGGCUGCUUGUUGUGCUGGUUCUCUCGCUGGAGUAGCAUGGUUGCUGCUUCACGGUGCGGAUUGCUAUGCGGAGGAUCGGUUGAAGCGGAAUGCUCUCUACAUCGCCUCAGCCAAUGGCCCCGACUCAGGCCGGCUGGUGAAGUUCAUUUGCCGAUGGGAUGCAGACGUCUCCAGGUUAAAGUCCAUGAGAGACUGGAAGGGUCGGCGACCACAAGAGGUUUAUCUCUAUAGUAGAGGCUGGUCUCGGCGGAACUUGCCUGGGGGUGAUGAGCGCCUUGAGCACUUCACGACGAUUUGGGAGGCAGCAAGAAGCGGCGAUUUAAAAAUGCUAAGGCUCAGCCUCAAGGAAGCUGGCGUGGACGAUGUGAGUCCUGCAGGCUGGACUCCCGCGAUGUAUGCUGCACAAAAUGGUCACAUCGAAGUUCUAAGGAUCUUGCUUGCGAUGGGGUGCACUUGUUCUAGCGGAGGGAAACCCCAGCGGCAAGAUCUCCAAAAGUGGAAAGGAGACAGCCCACUACACCUGGCUGCUGAGGCAGGUCAUGCUGACAUUUGCAGCUUGCUGGUACGCGCUGGCAGAGUACCUUUGCAGGCUCGCAACCAUGCCGGUCUGACCCCACUGCAUAGCAGCGCCUUGAAAGGUCAGCUUGUGACCGUGAAAAUGCUCAUGGCUUUGAAAGCUGAUCCGGAGGAGACUGAGAGGUCAAAGAUGCCUCGCAACAUUUUCCACAUGUUGGUUGCAAAUGAUCCUGAACAGACCGCUUGUGUACAGUGGCUCUUGGGCUACAUGAUGGCAGAGGAAGCGGGUCCACAGAAAGUGGCCAAGCUUUUGGAGCACGAAGAUCGAGCGAAAGGCCUCCGACGCCCUGCUGAUUUGGCCAAGCAAGGACGAUUGCGGCAGGUCCUGAUGCAAGCAUUGCACAAAGCCCGGCAGAGACUUGAUGAGGAUCUCUACGCAGGCUCGUCCUCUACGAGAUGA